This is a messenger RNA of Rana temporaria (common frog), 16678 nucleotides long. RefSeq names its product IgGFc-binding protein-like. The record is from RefSeq and is a predicted model, not a curated record. Gene Ontology annotation, molecular function: protein binding. Bases 339 to 16484 code for a protein of 5381 amino acids. The transcript is spliced from 41 exons. NCBI's taxonomy places the organism in Eukaryota, Metazoa, Chordata, Amphibia, Anura, Ranidae.
GUCUUGCCAAAGCACCGAUUCCAACGUGCCCAUCCUCAUCGACCGGUCUCUUGAGCUCUGAUACUUCAUCUGUCCACAACUCAUUGUAGGUUGUCAGCAGUUAUUAACCGAAUCGAAUCAGUUUGCUGCGGGGAAAUCCCAGAGCACAGAAUGAGGAAAUACACCGAGCAGCCGUACUAUUAUCUGACACCACACCAGCUGAAACGAGGCUUGCAAUGGCGGUGAACGGUCUCCAAACUGGUGUAUGGGAGCGAUGGGUUACAAGAAGGAGAGCUGGUUUUACACUGUGCUCCUGUUCUCACUGGUAGUUCGAAUAACAGUGCAAUGGAUGAUACAAAAUGAGCAGCAGAAUGGUUUGGAAGCUCCUGGCAGUCCUGCCCGGCAAGAUGAUAGUGCCAAAAAUGACAGAAAUGGGGGCCCACGGGAUUCUCCUGCUAUGUACGCUAAUUGCAGCUUUUUUGGACAUGGGGUGGACAGGUCCUGCAGGGACGGAGUUCAUUACCACCUUCUUGCAGAAUGGGGCAAAUGGUUUGUCUGGUCAAAAAUGUACUCUUCGGGUGACCGGCCUUCAUGAUAACACCACAGUCACUGUCACAGUGAUGGGGGGAUCCUUCAAGACAACCUUUGAAAUGCAAAAUAAAAAUGCCCUGACUCUGGCUCUUCCAGCAUCCACGGAGGUUAGAGGAAGUGGAGUUUUUACGAAAACAGUCCACAUCAAAUCUACCUUUCCCAUCAUUGUCCUUUUGCUUCAUGAAAAAUUCCGUACGGCUGAGACAACAGUUUUGCAACCAAUGUCCAGUUUAGGGACUGUUUAUUACCUUUACACCCCCAAAACUGGAUCUUCUGGUUCCUCUAAGGUUUUCUCUGUGUUGGCGGCUGAAGAAACUCCUGUUGAGAUUCACAACAAAGGAUUUAUUCAGCUGAAUGGGAAAGGAUAUAGACCGAAUAGUGUUAUUAACAUCACGUUAGCUCCUAUGGAAGGUGUUCAGCUUCUCAGCCCAGAAGAUCUUUCAGGUUCUAAAGUGGUUUCUAACAAACCAGUGGCUGUGUUGAGUGGAAACACCUGUGCCCAAAAAAACUCCAAGUGUAAUCACGCCUUUGAGCAACUCUUGCCUGUGCCCAGCUGGGGAACUCGCUACCUGGUGGCACCAGUCUCUAUAUUAUCACAACAGAAAUCAGACACCGUCGCGGUUAUUUCCGCUGGUCCCACCAAAGUGACCUACACCUCGGGUGAUAAACAAGAGAAGCAAAACAUGGUGGAGGGUCAGGUUUUAGAGCUUGAAAUAUCAAGCGCGCCAUUAAAAAUUGAAGCGGAUAACGGAGUGCAGGUCAUUUUUCUCAGCUCAGGUGGCAAAGGCAGCAGGUAUGAGUACUCUCCUUUCAUGAUGAAUAUCUUAGACGUCGAUAGCUACUGCUCAGAGUAUGCCGUAUUUGGACACCGAAGCAUUGACAACUAUUUUACCAUAAUAGCCGAGAAUGCUGCAAUGGAAGGCCUCACUAUUGAUGGGAAAAGCCUUAAGGAUCCCGAGUGGAAGUCAAUUCCGGAUACUGAAUUCCACUGGCUCGAGUACAAUUAUGGAAAUUCUGCAACCUCUCACAGAAUUGAACAUGGGAAUAAAAAAUUUGGCCUGCAGAGUUUCGGAAUCAGUUCGGUCUACAGCUACGGCAAUGUGGGAGCCUGUGUCAAAGAUCCAGGUCCUCCACCUCCCACUUGCAGAAAUACGGCUUGCCCUUCACGUCAAGUGUGCAUCCUGGAGAAUGGGAAACCGAAAUGCGUCAAACCACAAGUGGACCUGUGCUGGGCAUCUGGAGAUCCUCACUUCCGAACCUUUGAUCUGGUGUAUUAUGACUUCAUGGGGACAUGUACAUACACGUUUGCCAAAGUCUGUGGGGAUGUUGACAAAGAUCUGCAGACGUUCUCAGUUCAAUUCAAGAGUGAUAAUCGUGGAAAUGUUCGAGUUUCUUAUGUUGGUCAAGUCACAUUAGAAACAGGUGGUCACACCAUUGUGGUCAAGAAAGGAGAGUAUGGCUCUGUGAGGGUGGACAACUCCCUAAGACAGCUCCCUAUAUCACUGUUGAAUGGCACUCUAACAAUAUUCCAGAGUGGGUACGCUGCAAUUAUACAGCUCGGGAAUGAUAUGAUGAUGUCUUAUGAUUGGAACCAUUACUUGUGGAUGGAGCUUACAAGGCGCUAUGCUGGAAAAAUGUGUGGCAUGUGUGGAAAUUAUAACCAAAAUUCAGCAGAUGACUUCCUUACUCCUCCUGGGACCCAGGCUGCCAACCCCAUUGCCUUGGGCACUAGCUGGGCGGUAGAAGAUGGCACAUUGUGCUGGCAUGAUUGCCGUGGCCCCUGCCUCAGCUGCCCACCCACCAUUGCCCAACAGUACAUGACUGAUGGCUUCUGCGGGCUUAUCAGCAAAGCCAAUGGUCCAUUCAGCAGUUGCCAUUCAGUUCAAGACCCAAAGAUGUACAUGGAAAACUGUGUGUUCGAUGUGUGCAUCAACAAUGGCUACAAGCAGAUGUCAUGUCAAGCGGUCAGUGCCUAUGCCGAUGCAUGCCAACGGGCUGGAGUGAAGAUUGGGCAGUGGAGAGAUACAGCGGGAUGCUCCUUACCUUGCCCCGCAGACAGCACCUACAAAUUAUGUGGCACUGCUUGCCCAGCAACCUGCGAUGGUCCAGAAGGUGCGUCUGUCUGCAUGGAGUCGUGCGUGGAGACCUGCGAGUGCAAUGCUGGGUUUGUUUUAAGCCAGGGCAAAUGUGUUCCGAAGACGAGCUGUGGUUGCAGGUACAAUGGUUUCACCUACUCCCCCAAAGAAGAGUUCUGGAAUGACACGGUAUGCCAGCAGAAGUGUGUGUGCAACCCUCAGACUCAGAGGGUGGAAUGUAAAACCAGUCCUUGCCGAGCUGGAGAAGAGUGCGCUGUGAGGAACGGCAUCCUUGACUGUUACCCAACAUCCUAUGGGUUAUGCGUAGGCUUCGGAGACCCGCACUACAUAACAUUUGAUCAUUUCAAGAUUGACUUCCAGGGGACCUGUGUUUAUUUGUUGGUAGGCCUCAGUGACCAAAGUCGAGGGCUUACGUACUUCCAAGUCCGCGUUCGGAAUCAAAACCGAGGCAAUGUCAGAGUCUCAUACACAAGUGCAGUUUAUAUCAGCGCCUAUGGCACAGAGUUUGAAGUCAACAGACAGUACCCAAAUAAAGUUAUUGUGAACAAUACACUGCAAAAUCUGCCCUAUAGAUCUCCCAAUGGCCUGUCCAGCAUGUAUCGCAGUCCCUCUUCCGUUGUUUUGAUGUUCUCUUUUGGCCUGCAGGUCACUUAUGAUUAUAACAGUGUUGUCGGAGUUGCAAUUCCAGGCACUUACGCCAAUGCUGUCAAUGGACUCUGUGGAAACUUUAACAAGAACCCCAAAGACGACUUGAUUCCUAAAGGAGGGAAGACUGUUACGGACAUAGCAACUUUUGGAAAGAGCUGGAAGGUAGCAGAAGUGUUAAAGUGCAGAGAUGAGGGAAGCCCUGUCUGUAACAAUCUCCAAUCUGAAGAGAGAAGGCAAAGAGAGGGAGCCGUCGAGUGUGGGGUCUUGGUUAGUCAACGAGGUCCAUUCCGUGACUGCCAUGCUCUUGUAGACCCAGAACCGUAUUUCACAAGCUGUGUCUAUGACUCCUGCAUCCUGGAAAACCGCCAAAGUAUAUUCUGCUCCGUCAUAACAUCAUACGUGAUGGCUUGUCAGGCUGCAGGGGUAACUGUACAACCCUGGAGGAGACAAGACUUCUGUCCCCGUUCCUGUCCUGCACACAGCAGAUAUGAGGUCUGUGCAAAUCCUUGUCCGGUGACCUGCCAUGGUCUCAGUUCUCCAGAUGGCUGCAGUGGGAAAUGUACAGACGGUUGUGUCUGUGAUGAUGGCUACCUACUUAGCGGUGGAGACUGCAUCCCAAUCUCCCAGUGCGGCUGCAGCUACAACGGUUCCUAUUACCCUCUUGGCGAAAGCGUUUACGAUGGAAGCACUUGCUCCCAGAAAUGUACUUGCACCACUGGUGGAGUCAUGAGCUGUGCUCCUUCACCCUGCAGCGCCAAUGAGGAAUGCCGCAUAGAAAAGGCGGUACUUGGAUGCCAUCCCUUAGGCUCAGCCACUUGCAAAGCAUCUGGAUAUUCCAAUUAUAGAUCCUUCGAUGGACUCUCCUACAGAUUUCAAGGGCAGUGUUCUUACGUACUAGCCCAGAGCUGUAGCGGCAGUGCGCCUGGAAAUGACAAGAAGCUGGAUGGGUUCAGGGUGGCGAUAAAUCACGAGAAACAAGGUUCCAGUUCUGGCGUGAUUGAAGCGGUAACAGUAGAAACCCAUGGAUUCAGUCUGACCCUUAGACGUCAACGAAGGGGCGUUGUUGAGAUAAAUGGUACGAGCACCAGGCUUCCAGCAACUUUACUAAAUGGCAAAGUUAGAGCAGAAUGUUAUGGCACAGGCACGCUCAUCAAGACCACCUACGGCCUGCAAGUCAGAUUUGACCACGUGAGCUACGCCACAGUCACUGUUCCAGGCAAUUACAAGAAUGCCAUGUGCGGUCUUUGCGGCAACUACAACGGAAAGGGGGACGAUGAUGGACCGGCCUCCAGCGAUGUAGUAGAAUUUGGAAAUAAGCGGAAAGCACCGGGGGAGACAAGAGACAAAUGUGGUGAUUGCGGAAGCCAGGCCAAGCCAUGUUCUUCGUGUCCAGCAGAGAAGCAGAAAGUAUUUUCUGGCCGUGUUUACUGUGGUAUUAUUACCGAUCCAUCUGGUCCAUUCGCAAAAUGCCAUUCGGUUGUUAAUCCCGCCUCCUACCUUGAAGAAUGUAUCUCUGACUUAUGCCAAACCAAUGGAGAAGAUAGCAGUGUAUUAUGUACCAGCGUCUACGUCUAUGCUGAUGCUUGCCGGUAUGCCGGGGUCAAAGAUAUCACGUGGAGGUCGGAUUCUUUCUGCCCAAUGAACUGCGGCCCUCACAGUCAGUACAGCGUCUGCGCGGACAUGUGCUCCACCACCUGUGCCGCCAUGACAGAUAUCUACGAGUGCUCCGACUUGUGUGAUGAAGGUUGUGAGUGUGACCAAGGCUACUUCUUUGAUGGAUCGGACUGCUUGCCGUUGAACCAAUGCGGAUGCAAUGAAAAUGGAGUAUACUACCAGGCUAAUGAAGUUGUGUUGAACGAUGACUGCAGUCGAGAGUGUACGUGCAACCCCAUCUCUGGAGUCUCUUGUCGUAACAAGACCUGUGCAGAGAACGAGAAGUGUCUGAUUGUGGAUGGUCUCCGAGCUUGUGUCAGCUCUGAUCCCUGCAAGUCCAAAACCUGCCGUGUGAAGGAGAGCUGCCGAGUCCAAGAGGGAGUUGCAGUUUGUGUGCCGGAUUACGACGGCGUGUGUUGGGCAUGGGGCGAUCCUCACUACAAGACUUUGGAUGGCAAAGAAUAUGACGCUCAGGGCACCUGCAACUACAUCUUGGCUCAGUACAUUGGUAACGAUACGGGCCUGGAGCCAUUCAAGAUUACCACCAAAAAUGAGAACAGAGGGUCUCAAGAUUUCUCCUUUGUGAAGAAGAUGGAACUCACUAUAUAUAACAUUAGGGUUUCAGUACAAACUGGAGAAUUUCCUGCAAUACGAGUUAAUGGUGAGUUAACCAAUUUGCCAGCCACACUUGCCAAUGGAAAACUCAAAGCAUAUCAAAGUGGCUUCACAGCCACUUUGGAGGCGGACAAUGGUGUCAAGGCAACAUUUGACUGGAACUGGUUCUCUACCGUGACCAUCCCCAGCAGCUAUUACAGCUUGAUGUUUGGUCUCUGUGGCAACUUCAACCAGGAUCCAAACGAUGACCAAAGAGCUCAGGAUGGAACAUUAAUUAGCUCUAUUACCGACUGGCUCGUAGCAUGCAAAGAGGACGAUCAAGAUCAUUUCUGCUUCGACUCUUGUCCUGGUCAGUGUUCCACCUGCGAUGAAAAGAAGAAGGAUCAGUACAGGAGAGAUCAUCAGUGUGGUUUAAUUGUCAAAAAAGAUGGACCUUUCAGAGAAUGCAUCGGGAAAAUCAGCCCCAACAAGGUUUUUGAUUCCUGUUUGUUUGAUGUGUGUGCAAACAAUGGUGCUAAAGUCAUUCUGUGUCAAGCCCUGGAGACGUUUGCAACUGCUUGUCUUAAUGAAGGGAUUAAACUCUAUGACUGGAGGACACCCAGUAAUUGUACAAAGAUAUGUGAAGAUCCGAACAGUCAUUAUACUGCCUGUGGAAACGCCUGUCCAGCCAGUUGCUCUGACAGAACUGCCCCGUCAACAUGUAAGAAACCCUGUGUAGAAGCCUGUGAAUGCAAACAGGGCAUGGUACUAAGUGGGGACAGAUGUGUUUCCGUCUCAAGCUGUGGUUGCCAAUACAAUGGACGGUAUUACGAGCCUAACCAGUCUUGGUAUGAUGAGAAAUGUACUGUGCGCUGCAAAUGCGAUCCAGGAUUAGGUAUGCCCGUUUGCCAGGCAACAAGCUGUAAAAAAAGUGAGAAGUGUAUGGUGGACGAUGGGAAACGCGGCUGCUAUCCUACUCAGUACACAACAUGCACAGUCUCUGGUGAUCUCCACUAUACCACAUUCGACAAACUGAGAUUUAGCUUUACGAAAACCUGCAUCUACCAGCUGGUAAAGGUAACCUCGGAUGACCCUUCCCUGGUCAAGUUUGCCAUCAAAAUCCAGAAUGAACACCGAGGUAACAGAGCAGUGGCCUUUACUAAAGCUGUGACGUUGGAGGUCUACAACAAAACCAUAACCAUCAGUAAAGAAUUUCCAAUGAAGAUAAAGGUUGAUGGACAAUAUACUUGCUUACCGUACUAUUUUGAAUCAACGAAGAUUGUUGCCUACCUAUCGGGAUCUGAUUUGGUCCUCAUGACAGACUUCAACUUAAAACUGACUUCUGACGGAAGGGGCUAUGUACGUGUCACCUUGCCGAACACGUACGCUGGAGCUGUUAAUGGUUUAUGUGGCAACAACAAUGCAGAUCGCUCUGAUGAUUUCACUAUUGGCAAUGGUGUUAAAGCCAAAACUAGUGAAGAAUUUGGUGACUACUGGAAGGUGGGAGAAGUAAAAGGAUGCACAAGCGAGUGCACCAACUGCCCAAAAUGCACUGAUGCAGAGAAGGACACCUACAAGAGUGACCAGUAUUGUGGUCUUCUCAUCAAACCUGAUGGACCAUUCGUUCAAUGUCACUCUUCGGUUGACCCGACUCCAUUCUUUGAGGACUGCAAAUCUGAUGCCUGUGCCUACAAGGGUCACCAGUCAGUUGUCUGCAACAUCCUUGCCUCCUAUGUUUCAGAGUGUCAGAAAAAUGGUUCCACGGUCAAGGAAUGGAGGACUCCAUCUUUUUGCAAAAUGACCUGCUCCCCGAACAGCCACUAUGAGCUCCUUGGAAACGGUUGCCCUGCAACUUGUUUUGGUCUGAUUGCUCCACCAUCUUGUGUACCGUCCUACACCGAAGGAUGCUACUGUGACAAUGGCUUCAUUCUCAGUGGUGAGGACUGUGUGUCCGUACCAGAAUGUGGCUGUGUCUUUGAGAACACCUACUACAAAGCUGGGCAAGAGUUCUACGCCGACAGCCUAUGCCAGAGGAAGUGUACAUGUGGUGCCGAUGGUAGAACAACUUGCCAGGACAGCCGCUGUGGAGCCAAUGCUGAGUGCAAAGUGGUGGACGGAGUCCUAGGAUGCCAUCCAAAGGAGUUUGGACAGUGUGUAGCUUGGGGAGAUCCACACUACAUCACUCCAGAUCAACUGUAUUACUCAUUCCAGGGCACCUGCGCCUACACACUUAUUAGGAUUAAAAGUCUUAACUUUGAAGUGACAGUAGAAAAUGAACCCUAUAAAAAAGUGGCGGUAACCAAAUCGGUCACAGUGAGAUCUGGAAAUUUCGUAAUUCAUUUGGAGAGAGGGAGAGGAAGGAUUGCAACAAUGAUAAAUGGAGAGAGAUACAACCUUCCCAUCCAGUCUCUCAAACGAGAGUUUUGGAUAAACCGCCAAGGGAAUAACAUCAUCGUUUGGACUAAAGAAGGGAUCACAGUCAUGUACGACCAACAGUAUUAUGUGUCUGUCUGGAUACCGAGCACCUUCCGUGGAUUAACCGAAGGCCUCUGCGGAAAUUUCAACAAAAAUCCUGGCGAUGACAUCCGCCUUCCGAAUGGCACUGCCGUCAAUGACGUAGCGGUUUUUGGAGAGUCCUGGUCAAUAGAUAAAAAAAGAUCAAACUGCAGAGGAUGCUCGGGUGAUCAGUGUCCAAAGUGUGAUCAAGCCGACUCUGCUCUGGCCAGUUCACCAACAAAAUGUGGAAUGAUUUCAGAUCCUCAAGGUCCAUUCAAAGAAUGUCUUCGCUUGGUAAAUCCAGAAAAUUAUGUCAAGGGCUGUGUGUUUGAUGUGUGUAACGGAGGUGGUGGUCAGGAAGCUUUAUGCUCCAGCCUGCAAGCCUACACAGCAAUAUGCCAAGAGAAGGGUGCAAAUGUUGGAGCUUGGAGGAACACCUCCAAUUGUCCACUUUCCUGUCCAAUCAACAGCCACUACAGCGUAUGUACCCAAUCCUGUGAUGUCUCCUGCUAUGGCCUCCUGGCAUCCAGCUCUUGCCGUGAAGAGUGUUUUGAGGGGUGUGAGUGCGACCCAGGUUACGUCUUAGAUGGUGAUCAGUGCGUUACCAUGGACAAAUGCGGUUGCAUUUAUAACAAAAGAUAUUUGAAGGCUGGCGAAACCAUGCUAAGUGAGGACUGCGGCCAAGAGUGCACAUGUAAUCCAAUCUUUGGAGUGCGCUGCCAGAACCGUAGCUGUGCCGAGGACGAGAUCUGUCAAAUUCGGGAUGGUUUAAGGACUUGUGCCAACAAAGAUCCAUGCAAAUACAAAACCUGCCGUGCCAAGGAGAGCUGUAAAGUUGAGAAUGAGGAAGCAGUUUGUGUGCCGGAUUACGAUGGUCUGUGCUAUGCGUGGGGGGACCCUCAUUGCCUCACGUUUGAUGGCAAGGCGUACGAUGACCAAGGCACCUGCACCUAUGUUUUAGCACAGUACGCCGGCAAUGAUAAAACUCUGGAGCCAUUCAAGGUUACCAUCAAGAAUGAAAACAGAGGAACCCCGGCUGUUUCUUAUGUCGGAAGGGUGGACAUGGUCAUGUAUGAUAUCAGAAUUACCAUGCAAAUUGGAGACUUUAAUAAGAUACGCGUCAAUGGUGAACUGACCAAUCUGCCACUCACUCUUGCUGAUGGAAGACUGAAACUAUACCAGAGUGGAAUGACAGCCAUAGCGGAAGCUCAGAAUAAAGUAACCGUUAGCUAUGACUGGAACUGGUUAGCUACAGUGCAAGUUCCUAGUAGUUAUUACAAUGAAACUUCUGGAAUGUGUGGCAACUUCAAUCAGGAUCCAGAUGAUGACAUGAGAGGUCCUAAUGGGGCAUCACUGUCUUCAAUCACAGACUGGAUAAGAGAAUGGAAAGAAGAUGAUCAAGAUCCGUUCUGUUUUGAUGUUUGUCCUGGGCAAUGUCCAAACUGUAAUGAGAAGAAAAAGGCUCAGUAUAGAGGUGAUGAUCAGUGUGGCUCCCUUCUCAAAAAGGACGGUCCAUUCAGAGACUGCAUCAAAAAAGUCAACCCAGAAAAGUUCUUUGAUGCCUGUCUCUUUGAUGUCUGUAUGAACGAUGGAGCGAAGACAAUUCUAUGUCAAGCUUUAGACACUUAUGCCAAGAUAUGCUUAAAUCAAGGUGUUAAGGUUUAUGAUUGGAGGACAGCUACCGAUUGCCCAAUGGUAUGUAACAUUGAAAACAGUCAUUAUAACGCCUGUGGGAAUGCGUGCCCAGCUACUUGCUCUGACAAAAACACCCCAGCCACAUGCACAAAAUCCUGCGUACAGACUUGUGAGUGCAAUAAAGGAAUGGUCCUUAGUGGGGAUAAGUGUGUACCUGUUUCAAGCUGUGGCUGCACCCACAACGGGCGAUAUUAUGAGCCUAACCAGUCCUGGUAUGAUGAGAAAUGUAGCACCCUUUGCCAGUGCGAGUCGAGUCUCGGAAAGGUGGUUUGCCAACCAAACAAAUGCAAAAUAACCGAGACCUGCACAGUGGUCAAUGGAAUACGAGGCUGUCACCCCAAAGCAUUUUCAACCUGCACAACCCAUGGAGAUCCUCAUCACGAAACAUUUGAUAAAAAGAGAUUUUCAUUUAUGGGCGCUUGCAUCUACCAGUUAGUGGACGUAACCGAUCCAUCUUUGACCCACUUCUCCAUCACUGUUGAAAAUGAAAAGCGUGGUAACGCAGCUGUGUCCUUCACCAAAAGUGUAACCUUGGAACUGGACAACCACACCAUGACCAUGAGUAGAGACCACCCACAACAGAUUAUGGUUGAUGGCAUAUUGAAGGACUUGCCCUACUUUCAUGACCCUACAGGAACCAGAGCCUACUACUCAGGAGCUCUUACUAACUUGCAAACACGUUUUGGCAUGGGUUUAAGUUUUGGUAGUUGGAAUUAUGUACAGGUGACCUUACCAAGCACCUACACAGGUGCCGUUAAUGGUCUUUGUGGCAACAACAAUGGAAAUCCAUCUGAUGACUUUGUGAAAAGAGACGGGGUAACAGCCAAAAAUACAAAGGAAUUUGGAGACCACUGGAAAGUUGGAGAGUUUGCUGGGUGUAAUGAUGAAUGUACUGACUGUUCACAGUGCAAAGAUGAACAAAGGGAGGUCUACAAGAGCAACCAGUACUGUGGCCUUCUCAUAAAGUCUGAUGGACCAUUUGGGCAAUGUCAUGCCUCCGUUGACCCAAAAUCUUUCUUUGAUGACUGUGUGUUUGAUGCAUGCGAAUACAAAGGUCUCCAGUCGGUUAUCUGUGACAUCAUGUCUUCCUAUGUUUUUGAGUGUCAAAGGAAUGGAUCCACAAUUAAGGAUUGGAGAACACCAUCUUUCUGUGAAAUGACCUGCCCUUCAAACAGUCACUACGAGCUCCUCGGAAAUGGUUGCCCUGCCACCUGCUUUGGUCUGACUGCUCCAACAUCUUGUGUGCCGUCUUAUACUGAAGGAUGCUAUUGUGACAGCGGCUUCAUUCGCAGUGGUGGGGAUUGUGUGUCAAUGUCAAAAUGUGGCUGUGUCUUUGGGAACACCUACUACAAAGCAGGGCAAGAAUUCUAUUCUGACAGUCUUUGCCAAAGGAAGUGUACAUGCGGUGCCAAUGGUAUAACCACUUGCCAGGACAGCCCCUGUGGAGCCAACACGGAGUGUAAAGUGGUGGACGGAGUCCUAGGAUGCCAUCCUAAAGAGUUUGGACAGUGUGUAGCUUGGGGAGAUCCACACUACAUCACUCCAGAUAAGCUUUAUUAUUCAUUCCAGGGCACCUGCUCCUACAUACUUUUGAGGUUGAAGAAAGAUAAUGUUGACUUUGAAGUAAUCGUGGACAACGAACCAUAUGGCAAUGUGGCAGUCACCAAAUCGGUCACAGUAAGAGUUGGAAGUUACGUCAUUCGCUUGCAAAGAGGAAGAACGUGGAGCUCAUUGAUCAACGGCGAGAGAUACAAUCUUCCGGUCCGCUCCCAAAGAAGGGAGUUUUGGAUAAACCAACAAGGCAACAAUAUCUUUGUUCAGACUAAAGACCAACUGACAGUCAUGUUUGAUCAACAGUAUUUUGUUUCACUCUGGAUACCAAGCACCUACUCCAGUUUCACUGAAGGCCUCUGCGGAAAUUUCAACAACGAUUCUAAGGAUGAGUUCCACCUUCCAAAUGGCAAACUCGUCAGUGAUGUAACAGUGUUCGGCGAGUCCUGGGUAGCAGCCAGAAAAGGAAAUGACUGCAAGGGAUGUUCUGGCGAUCAGUGUCCGAAGUGUGAUGAGUCUGGCUCCGCUAUGGCCAAAUCCCCCACUAAGUGUGGAAUGAUUGCGGAUCCUGAAGGUCCAUUCAAAGACUGUCACCGCCUGGUCCAACCGGCUACAUAUGUCGACAGCUGUGUCUAUGACAUUUGUAAUGGACGUGGUGGCCAGGAGGCCUUGUGUGCCAACCUGCAGGCCUACACAGCUUUGUGUCAAGCGAAAGAAGGAAAAGUUGAAGCUUGGAGGAACCUAACGAACUGCCCACUUACCUGUUCACCCAACAGCCACUACAGCUCUUGUACCCAAUCCUGUAAAUUCACCUGUCAUGGAAUUCUGGAACGCAGCUCUUGCAGUCAGACAUGUUUCGAGGGAUGCGAGUGUGAUUCUGGCUACGUCUUUGAUGGAGAAAAUUGUGUUACUCUUGACAAAUGUGGCUGCAUUCACAAUGGAAGAUAUCUCAAGUCCAAUGAAUCCAUACUUAUUGACAACUGCACCCAGGAAUGUACUUGUGAUCCAUCCGGACAAGUUAUCUGCUUGAAUAGGACCUGUGCUGAUGAUGAGAAUUGUCAGCUUCUGGACGGAGUGAGGUCUUGUGUCAGCACAAAUCCAUGCAAAUUCACUACCUGCCGCCAGAAAGAGACCUGCCAAGUUCAAGAUGACAAAGCGGUUUGCGUGCCAAAUUAUGCGGGCCUGUGCUGGGCCUGGGGUGACCCCCAUUUGCGUAGUUUUGACGGCAAUGAAUUUGACUUCCAGGGCACCUGUACCUAUAUUUUGGCUCAGUAUAUCGGAUCCGGCAGCUCUUCCCUGGAGCCAUUUGAGGUUUCCAUCAAAAAUAACAACAGAGGGAACCAAGCAGCUUCUUUUGUCAAAUCGAUGAAAUUGAAAAUCUAUGGGGUGGAGAUUUUUGUCCAACUUGGUGAUUUUCCUACAAUCCAGGUCAAUGGUGUAAAGACAAAUCUUCCGAUUAGUCUCAGUGAUGGGAAGAUAAAUGUGAGUCAAAGUGGUUUAAACGCUGUUAUAAAAAUAGCUAAUGGAAUUGUUGUCACAUUUGAUUGGAACUGGUACUGUACAGUAACUAUUCCCAGUAGCUAUUAUAACCUUGUAUCUGGAUUGUGUGGAAACUUCAACGAGGAUCCAAAAGAUGAUCAAAAAGCACCCAAUGGAACAAUAAUCAGCUCCAUUAUAGACUGGGCUUCAGAGUGGAAGCUUUAUGACCAAGAUCCAUUCUGUUUUGAUUACUGUCCCGGUGAAUGUCCAGUAUGUGAAGAGGAGAAGAAGAUCCAGUAUGGCAAUGAGAAGGCUUGCGGCAUGCUGUUUAAAAAGGAUGGUCCUUUCAGAGAGUGCUCUAAGGAAGUCGACCCCAAGAAGUUUUUCAAUGCCUGCCUAUUUGAUGUCUGUAUGAAUGAUGGAGCACAAAGCAUUCUAUGUCAAGCUCUAGAGGCCUACUCAACCACCUGUUUAGGCAAAGGUCUUAAGAUAUACGACUGGAGGACACCCUCUGGCUGUUCUAAGGUAUGUGGAGACAUAAACAGUCAUUACAAUGCUUGCGCAACAGCUUGUCCCGCCAGCUGUGCCGACAGAAAUGCCCCAGCCAAGUGCACAAGACCCUGUAUAGAUACUUGCGAUUGCAAUGCGGGUAUGGUCCUCAGUGGAGAUAAGUGUGUUCCAAUUACCAGCUGUGGCUGUCAAUACAAUAGUCAAUAUUAUAAACCCAACCAGUCUUGGUAUGAUGAGCAAUGUGCUGUCCUCUGCAAAUGUGAUCCGAUAUUGGGAACCAUAGACUGUCAGCCAACUAGCUGCAAAGAGACUGAGACCUGUAUGCUGGUCAAUGGAGUACAAGGCUGUUACCCAACCAAAUAUUCAAUUUGUACAUCCACCGGGGAUCCUCAUUACUGCACUUUUGAUGGCAAGAGAUAUCCAUUCAUGGGCAGCUGUGUCUACCAGCUGGUGAAAGUGAUGUCACGCGACUCGUCCCUGACUCCAUUUACUAUUAAUGUUGUGAAUGACCACCGAGGUAACAAAGCUGUGUCCUUCACCAAAGAUGUGAUCAUGGAAGUCUACAAUAAGACCAUAACCAUGAGUAAAGACUACCCAAGACAGAUCAAGGUUGAUGGAAAACUUGUUGACUUACCCUACUAUUGGGAUUCACCAAAGAUCAUGUCAUUUAUCUCGGGAAACAACAUUGUGCUCAAAACGAACUUUGAUAUGACAUUGACUUAUGAUGGAUGGAACAACGUGAAUGUGAAACUCCCAAGUACCUACAAAGGGGCAGUUCGUGGACUGUGUGGUAACAAUAAUGGAAACUCCUCAGAUGACUUCACCUUCGAAGAUGGUGCAGCUGCCAGAACUGCAGAUGAAUUUGGAAACCACUGGAAAGUGGGAGAAGUGGAAGGAUGUAAAAGCAUUUGUUCCGAUUGUCCAACAUGUACCAAGAAAGAUCAAGAAUUCUACAAGAGCGAACGUUACUGUGGACUUCUCAAGAAACCUGAUGGACCAUUCAGCCAAUGCUACAAUGCCAUUGAUCCAACUCCUUAUUUUGACAACUGUGUGUUUGAUGCGUGUGCAUACAAAGGCCACCAGUCUAUUGUCUGUGCCAGCAUAGCUACGUAUGUUUCAGACUGCCAAAGGAAUGGAUCUGAUAUCAAACCUUGGAGGAAGCCAUCUUUUUGUGAAAUGGAUUGCCCCCCAAAUAGUCAAUAUCGGCUCCUGGGAGAUGGAUGCCCUACUACUUGUUUUGGCUUAAUUCCUCCACCGGCCUGUGAGCAAUCCCUCACUGAAGGCUGCUACUGUGAUAAUGGUUUCAUUCUCAGUGGAAAAGACUGUGUGCCUAUUUCAGAAUGUGGCUGUGUCUUUGAAAACAACUACUACAAGAGGGAGCAAGACUUCUACCCCGACAGUCUCUGCCAGAGAAAAUGUACAUGUGACAUGCAUGGGGUGGUCACCUGCAAUAACAUUUCCUGUGGCCCAGAAGAAGAAUGCAAAGUGGCCGAUGGUUUUAUGGGUUGCCAUCCCAAAGAGUUAGCCCAGUGUAUAGUCUGGGGUGAUCCUCAUUUCUUGACUCCUGAUGGCAUGAAAUAUGAUUUCCAGGGUACCUGUUCCUACCGACUUAUCAGAGUGAAGAAAGGUGGAGUCAAUUUUGAGGUCACGAUAGAUAAUGAACCGUUCGGUAAAAUGGCAGUUGCUAAAUCUGUGACUGUUACCAUAGGAAAUUAUGUUAUACACUUGGGAAGAGCGAGACCCUGGAGUGUUUUGAUCAAUGGAGAGAAGUACAAUCUUCCAUGCCGUUCUUGGAACCAUGACAUCUGGAUUAACAAAGAAGGAAAUAACAUAUUUGUUUAUUCCAAAUUUGGCUUUGUGGUUAUGUAUGACCAACAGUUCUUUGUUUCAGUCUGGAUCCCAAGUUCCUACUCGAGCCUCACCGAAGGUCUCUGUGGAAAUUACAACAAGAACCCCAAUGAUGACUUCCGUCUUCCUAAUGGAUCCAUUGUCACUGAUAAAACAGUUUUUGGUGACUCUUGGGCCGUAGCUCGGCAUGGGUCGGACUGCAAAGGAUGUUCUGGAGAUAAGUGUCCAACGUGUGAUCAAGUUAAAAUCGCUGAUGCCAAUUCAACUACCAAGUGUGGAAUGAUUGUAGAUCCUCAAGGUCCAUUCAAGGCAUGCCAUCAACUGGUCAAACCUGAAAUAUAUUACCAAAGCUGUUUGGUGGAUGUCUGUUCCGGACGUGUAAGCCAGGAGGCCUUAUGUGCCAGUCUGCAAGCCUAUACAGCAUUAUGCCAAGAGCAAGGAGCCAAAAUAGGAGCUUGGAGGAACAUCACUAAGUGCCCACUCUCCUGCCAGAAGAACAGUCACUAUGAGCUUUGCACUCGGACGUGUGACUUCACAUGCCAUGGGCUCCUGAUGGCCAGCACAUGCAGCAAAGAUUGCUUUGAAGGAUGCCAAUGUAACACUGGCUUUAUGUUUGAUGGUGAAAAAUGUGUAACGAUGGACAAAUGCGGAUGCACUCACAAUGGAAGGUACCUAAAGGCCAAUGAAUCAUUGAUCUCCGAGGAUUGCUUACACCAAUGUACCUGCCAGUCAGGAACCGUGUCCUGCAUCAAUGCAACUUGUGCAGCCGAUGAGGUGUGCCAACUGAGAGAUGGAGUUCGAGGUUGUCAGCCAAGGGAGUCCCAGUGCACACUAAGCCCCGACCGCCAAUUUAUUACAUUUGAUGGGGUCUCAGGGGAGUUCCCUUUGCAUGGGUCAUAUAUAUUGUCUUCAUCUUCCAACACAAGCCAGGACAAGCAGUUCAUAGUUGUCUUUGAUGCCCACAAAUGUGGCGGAAAGAGGGCAUCGCUUCAAGUAUUUACUGGUUAUGGUUUGAUCUCAGUCAACGAAGAUCGGGAGGUCUGGUUGAAUGGAUGGGAGCUGAAAGGCGGGACUGAGCUUGGAGCUGGUGCAGUCAAGGUUAAAGUUUCUAAAUUCAAUGUAACCAUUGAGCUCCGCGGCAUGAUGACUGUGAUCUUCAGCGCAAACGAUGAAAUCAAGUUGAUUGGUAAGGAAGACAUGGCUGGAAAAGUAAAUGGGUCUUGCGGGAACUUCAACAGAGAUCCCAAUGACGAUCUUCGAUUAAAGAACGGUGAACCAUCCAGAGAUGUGGCCUUCACAAUCCAAUCCUGGGCUGCAAAACACCUCUCCACAUGCAUGGUGUGAAAAAAAGAAAAAAAAUAUCUGCUUUCUGCAAAAGAUUCAAAAGUAAUACAUCUUCAAUUCUUCAUAUAUUUUUUAAUAAGAAUUUUCAACUUUGAAACAGAGAAUAUAAGACGUGCCUUGAUUGGAGCAAUAUACUUACUAAGCAACUGAUUGUACCUACAGUAAUACUGUUUUAUUUGUUUUAGAAAAAAAAU